Molecule: messenger RNA, 740 nt
Organism: Meloidogyne enterolobii
Lineage: Eukaryota; Metazoa; Nematoda; Chromadorea; Rhabditida; Meloidogynidae
Source: the annotation of a GenBank genome assembly
UUCCUUGCGUUGUUCGAAUCAUGACGCCAAAACCGGCUGGACCUAAAUCUGGACGUCCAAGACUUGGUGAUUUUUGUGCGGAUUGCCGUCCAAUGGUUCCUCCAUUAAUUACUUAUUGUACUUAUUAUUUGGAUAACUGCCCAGACUUGCCUUUUGAAGAUAUUUAUUCUAAUUGCGGUAUUGCUCGAGAAGUUGAAUUAAUUGCAAAACUUUUUCAGUCCAAUAAAAGUUUUCCAAAAUUGGACAAUUAUAGUGUUCUCAGUGUUGCUGGUUGUGUCAGAAAUUUUUUGGCGCAAGUUCGAGAGCCUGUUAUUCCUUUUACUUAUGGAAAGGAUAUUAUUAAAUGCCAGCAGGAUACGAGUAAUGCCGGCAAUUUAAAUAGCUUAAUUGGGGAUUUACCAACUGCACAUAUGGAUACACUCGCUCAUUUAAAUGACCGUUUAACAAUCAAAGCAUUGAGUGCUCUUCUUGGCCCGCUCGUUUUUGGUUCGGAUCGUACUGAAUCGCCUAUUCAAAAUGGGGCGGCAGUUAAUGCUAUGGAGGCUCUGUUAUUACUUCCUAUUGAUUUUUGGGUUAAUAUUACCUCUUCACCUGGAACUUCGCAUUCUUCCCUGUCUAGAAACCCUUCGCAGCGUUCCAACAAUAAUCAAACACCAAAGUUUAAAACUCUUACAAUGAAAAAUGGGACAAUUAGUGGUUUGCGACAUCCUCAAGAAUUAAACUCGACCGUUUACAAAUAA